Molecule: messenger RNA, 1727 nt
Organism: Cuscuta campestris
Lineage: Eukaryota; Viridiplantae; Streptophyta; Magnoliopsida; Solanales; Convolvulaceae
Source: the annotation of a GenBank genome assembly
CCAUCAUUCGAUCAAAACAAUUGAAUGAUACGCAGCGUUCAUCAUCUACCAUAAAAAAAUGUCCGAUCCAACUCCAGAGAGUUCCACCUACACAGGGGAAUCCGAUCCAAUGAAGCAGCCAGUCAACCUUGCACAAAUUCUGGAAAUUCUCCAAAAUUUUCAAAAUUUAGCACCCAAGGCCGAACCUAUCGAGAGCUCUUCCAAUCAGCCGUUAAAUUUGGCGGAAAAACUCAACGAUAGGAACUACGCCAUUUGGGCGCGUAAAAUGAGCCUGGCUCUGGACGGGAGAGGACGGCUCAAGCACAUCAUCGCCGCACCUCUCAAAUCUGAUGAUGCCAAAUAUAUUAAAUGGAGACAAGCAGAUUCAACGGUAAUAACGUGGAUACUUGAAAACAUAGAAUCGGAUAUUGUUAAUCAAUAUAUCGAUUACCCUACUGCCUGGGAUUUGUGGAAGGGGAUCGAAGCCACGUACAGCUCCGGAAAAGAUCCCCUCCAAAUCUACGACCUGAUAGUUAAGGCCAGCGAAAUCAAACAAGACUUUUUCCUGUCUGUCAGUCUAGGACUCGGUGGGACCGAUACGCCCCAAACAAGAAUGCGAAAGAGUAUUAGUAAUGAGAGAACAUUUUCAGCUACUGGCAAUGAGUCAUUUCUCUAUAAAAAGCUGGUGGACCUUGCAGAGAUGCUUUCUGCAGAGAUGGAAGAAGAAGGCCUUUCUGGGAGGACACUGACACUGAAGCUAAAAACUGCUUCUUUUGAGAUAAGGACUCGAGCAGUGACUUUGCCAAAGCACAUCGCCUCAAAAGAGGAAAUAUUCAAGCAUGCUUCAAAGCUUCUGAAAGCCGAGCUCCCUGUAUCUUUACGUCUCAUAGGACUCCGUGUUUCUCAGUUUAUGGAAGAGAAUGCCAACCCUUCUGAUCCCACACAAAGAACACUCUCCAACUUUGUUGUUCAAGGAGAUGUUGCAAGAGAGGAGGAGGACGAUCAUGUGCCUUCGUGCUCUGAUAUUAGCGAAAAUCCCUUCACAGGCGACACGUGUUCCGACUUUCCCACGAAAAGCAGCGAAAUAUCUCAAAGAGACAAAGUCAAAGUCAAUGUGUGUGAACCCAGUGAUGCUAGCAACUCAUCAAGGCCAUCAACAGAGUUACAGCUGGAGGUUGCCGCUAACGAAACAGGGCAUUGCUCAGAUGAUCAUGAAGAGUUUCUAGUUUGGUUGGACGGCUAUAAAUGCUCGCUCUGUGGUAUUGAAAUGCCUCCAGGUUUCAUCGAAGAGAGACGAGAGCAUUCCGACUUUCAUGUUGCACAAAGGUUGCAAGACGAGGAAUCGAAUGACAACUACAGAUUGCUGACCCCUAAUAAGCAAAGGUCAAUACAGAAUGGGGCUGCAAGAAAUGGAGGUGGUCAGAGAAAGAAGAAGAAAUUGUCUCCUGCUUCCACCAAGUGCAUUCCAAUUGAUUCUUUCUUUGUCAAGACAAAUCAGAAUUUCUAGCUUCAAAAGUUUGAAUAGCAAUUAGAAAUUGUUUGUGUACCUUCCUUUUCUUGUACAGUAUGUAAUAAGCAAUUAUAGAAAGAAUAUAAUGUACAUUUAAAGUUUUAUGAUCCCACAUUCUUAUAUACAUUCAAUUUUUAUGAUAAUUUUUAAAAUUAUGGCCAGGCUAUUUUGACACCAAGGUAUAAGUGUCAUAUUAUGACACCACCAAACUAAGGCUGAAUAAACUUAUACGAAAAUG